GGCAUUAAAAAUACGUCUUUCUAAUUGUUGUUUUUUUUGUAAUUUUUUUUUCCUAUUUUAAAUGCUGACACGCCAUCUCAAUUUCAAUCAUGAUUGCGUUGCCUUUGCCUUUUGGUCGUUUUGAAGCAUUAAAAAUUUGAUCAACGGAAUUUCUUGACAGAUUGUUUUGAAAAAUUGAAUCUUGAAAAAGUUUAAAUGAGUGGAAAAAUGCGGAUGAUGAGUGACUAAUGUUUUUAAAACGUGUAAUCCAUCACAAUUAUAGAAUUUAAGUGGUGACCUUAGUGAAUUCAGUGUGUUUCAUAUGGGGAUAGUGAUAAACGAUGGCGUUACUUUUAAAGCAGCCAGACUUAGUUGUAACGCUAAAAAAAGAGACUGUAUUAAAUGUUGAAAUUCUAAGCAAGCUUUAUCCAACAUCUCACGAGUUAACUCGACUUAUAAAUAAAGAGAACUGGCUUGAGAAACCUACUCAAAACUUAUUUAAUCAUUUAUUGUAUUAUUUGGCAAAUAUAAUCGAUGAUGCGGCUUCAUUUACAUGGCCAUUAUACGAUACAAACAGCGAAAGGACGUAUAGAAAUGAAAUUUCUAAUUUUAUAAACAGUUACAGUAAUAAAGGACUAUUAACUCCCGUGAUGUCAUCAUAUUUGGUCAAUCCUGCAUGUUACAAGGUAACAAUGCUUAUAUUCCAACUAUCUCAAUUGGCUGUACAAAGUGUGCUAAUGCCUAUAAUGAUGGAUCAAGAAAAAACAAUAUACAAUAAAGUCACAGAUGAAUAUAAAAAUAAAGAUGAAGAUUUUAUUAAAUAUAUAGAUAAUGAAACGGAAGUUAUAUUUCAACAACGAAAUAAUUUUUUCAACAAACGAAAAACUUACGAAAAAAUUGCUGAAUUAUUCAGAAAAAGCAUUUCAAAUAUGGAAGCAAAAUUAAAAACAACCAAUUCACAAUAUUAUAUUGAUAAUUUAGUUGAUACAUACAUAAAUAAAUAUCAACCAGAUGAAUAUGUAAAAGAUAAGUUAUUAGAAAUUAAAGAUAUAAAAAAACCUUGUAAUUUCUUUGAUACAUGUCUUACUGAAGUGGACAAUCAAAUAAUGGAGCUAGAAACUAAUUGGGAAAGAUUAAUAACACCAUUAUUGACUUCAGGUAGAGCUGCAGUAAAUAAUAGUAGAGAAAUAAUAGGCAGAAGGACAGGUGAAGUUGACCGAAAUCUAUUCGUAGUUGAAUAUAAUUCACAAACAGACUCAAUAUCAACUUUACAACUGCAACAAUAUGUAAAUACCGAACAGAAGUAUAUUUUAAAAAAUAUAGAAAAAGAUGGCCGAUUGAAUUAUCCCAAUCUAAUACGUAGCUUUCUUAUAGCUAUUUGUUAUAUACUUAAAAAUAAUAAUAUUGGCAAUGAAAUAGAUAAAUUCAAUGAUUAUUUAGAUAAUGGUGUUAAAAGUUAUUCUGAAAUAAAGUCUGCAAUGGAGAUGCUUAAUGAGAGAGUUUUGAAUGCUGAAUCCAAACUUCCGGUGAUCCCAAAUAUUACGUUUCCAUCACAAUCAUCAAAGAAAGCUGUAGAAAUACCAAUGUUACCCGACUUAACAAUUUUAAAAACGCACAGAGAUAAGCAAUUCCUAUUUGAAAACUUCACACCGAUGCGUAUGUCAAAACAUGAGUUUAAUCUACGAAGGAAACCUAAUUUAUAUUUCAACGGACCACAGACAAAGUCUUUAACAACAUUAUUCUCUAUAUCUAGAGAUGAUUUUCUUAAAUCACGCAUAUCAUCUAAAUUGGGGGCAUAUGACAAUUCUAAUGCCACACAAAAUUAUCAUAAUUUCUCUCUAAUAUCACAUUGUAAUAAAGUGAAUGAAACAAUAGCCGAACGCUCCUCUGGAUUUACAGCACAACAAAUAACAAGGCUUCUGUCAACUAAGAACACCAGUAGCUCUAAAAAGUUUAAAUAUAAAACUGACAGACCAGAGACAAUUAAAAAAGGUUGCUUAUUCAAUGAAUCAGUUUCGACAAAUGAAAGUGUCGGACUAUUUCGUUGUCAUUCGUCACCGAAUUUAUUCGAGAACAUAGAAAGGAAACCAUUAAGUAAAUUAAGACCUAGAAAAUUAUCUAUAAUGCAGGAAGACAGUCCGAAUUCCCUUUUAGAAGUAUCAGGAAUUGCAAUGUUGGAUAGAAAUAGCAACUGCAAUACUCCACAGAGUCCUAAACACCAAAACAAAUCGAAUCCACAAAUUGUACCUACAACUUCUUUACUUCAAAAGAGUCCCAUUAAAUCGGUUAAUUUUAUGGAAGAAAUUAAUGGAAAAAUAUGCUUAGAUUACAAUGAGAGCCAAAGUCUUAAUAAUUAUGAUGUCCAAUCAAAUAAUGUUACACCUAAAAGUAACGGACAACUUAUUGCUAAAACAAAUUCAUUAGAAAAAAUUAUAAAUCGUUACAAAAAGGUUCGAGCUGUUGCCACAACAACGGAGCAAACUUUUUGCAGAACAAUUGUUGAAGAGAAAGACAAUAACAUAAUUAAUAAGCAAGUAACGAAUAUUUCGCCAGAUAUAGUUAAUGCAACUUCUAGUAUUUUGCCAUUUAAUGAAGACUGGUAUCUUAAUAUGGAUGCCGAACAAAUAAAAAGGUCAAGACAAAGUCUCGGUACUGUUUUAGGAGUAGACCAUACGUUUCUGGACUCGUGUGAAUUAAUUGAUUGACAGUUUGAUAUAAGUUAAUUAAUUGUGAAGAUAACAUUGGAUUUUAUUGAAUGCUAGCUAAAAAAAAUCUCAAAAAUGUCAUGAUAAAUAAUGUUA
Papilio machaon (common yellow swallowtail) is the source of this 2780-nucleotide messenger RNA. RefSeq lists its product as uncharacterized. The transcript is spliced from 2 exons. The record is from RefSeq and is a predicted model, not a curated record. Lineage: Eukaryota; Metazoa; Arthropoda; Insecta; Lepidoptera; Papilionidae. Bases 321 to 2684 code for a protein of 787 amino acids.